AUGGCCACUGCAAUUGCACGAGGACCUUUGAAAAUCCUGCUGCAAAAUGCCGCUGGACAAUACAUCUUGCUGGGUGUGGGAGUCUACGCUCUCUUUCCCGAAAAGGUUCACAAGAUGUUGGAAUACUCUCCGCAUCUCAUGAAGCUCGUGGAUGGUGCUUCGUCUGGAAGCAACAACCGAAGUGGCAGAGAUAAUGAUCGAAGGCAACCCAUUAUCAUUCACACUCCGUCUCCUAUGAUUAUUGGUGGAGGCGGAAGUAAAACGUGGAUGGGAACUGCCAUCUAUGCGGCGGCUGGUGCUGGAGCAUGCUGGGCUGGUUACAUCGUCCUGGUACAGGUCUUGCCUGACACUGUGGGACAAUUCCUUCCGGUCACGCGCACCAUUUUUGACAAGACCUCUGUCUCGUUGGGCAAGGGCAUCUUGAAGUGCAAGACUGUCCUAGAAGAAAAGAUCAGGCAACUGGCUGGUCAACAAGAAGAACUUGGUAAGAAGCAAGAUGCUACCAACCAAACUGUCUCUCACAUCAAGAGCGAACUGGGAGAAGCUCGCAUUGACAUGAGCUUGCUGGCAUCUAGUUUGGAUAGAUGCGAAGGAUCUCUGGAAAAGAGUGAAGGCAUGCAACAGUUUACGGCGCGCGGAGUGAGACUCCUUGUGAGAUGCGUGGCCAACAUGUUGCCCGACAAUCAAGACACUGCUUUGGAACUCAGCAAAUUCAUUGAAGAAGAACAAAAGCAACUCGCCUUGGAAGCCAAAUCCGGUGAUUCCGGAAACGUGUCCGGCGAACCAUCCACUCCUAACAACAACGCUCCUCCAACAAGAGGAGCCCAAUCGACACCGUUGAUGCGAAGUCGAUCGGAUGGUGCUUCUCGAAGAUCCAUGACCUCCACCAAGAAGACUCUUCCCAUUGCGGAUGGUGACAUGUCCGAUGAAGAAUCUGCCUUUAAUGACAUUCGAGCCUUGUUGGGACAUUAA
Cylindrotheca closterium is the source of this 972-nucleotide messenger RNA. NCBI's taxonomy places the organism in Eukaryota, Bacillariophyta, Bacillariophyceae, Bacillariales, Bacillariaceae. The record is from the annotation of a GenBank genome assembly.